AGUACUUGGAGCCAGGAAAGAAGCAUGAAGUGGCUUGUGCUCCUCGGGCUGGUGGCCCUCUCAGAGUGCAUAGUCAUUUUGCCUCUAAGGAAAGUGAAGACCUUGCGAGAAACCCUGAGGGAAAAAAACUUGCUGAACAAUUUCCUGGAGGAACGAGCUUACAGACUAUUCAAGAAUGACUCCAAAACAACUAUUCUCCCCCUGAGAAACUUUCUGGAUGUGAGUUUGUUGGGAGGAUGGCUAUCCACGCCGCCCCCUUGUAUCGGGAACCUUGUUAGCCUUGAGCAGUCGUUUGGCCUAAGCCUGGUGGAAUACGGGUUUAAUUUUGUACCCUUUGAUGGCAUCCUGGGCUUGGCAUUUCCCACCAUCGCCAUCGAAGGUACCAUCCCCAUCUUUGACAACUUGUGGUUCUAUGGUGCCUUUUCUGAGCCUGUCUUUGCCUUCUACUUGAGCAAAAGCAAGCCGGAGGGCAGUGUGGUGAUGUUUGGUGGGGUGGACCACCGCUACUACAAGGGAGAGCUCAACUGGAUACCAGUGUCCCAAACUCGCCACUGGCAGAUAAGCAUGAACCGCAUCACUAUGAAUGAGAAUGUUGUUGCUUGUUCUCGUGGAUGCCACGCUACUUUGAACACCGGGACAUCAGUGAUCUAUGGCCCAACAGAACAGGUCACCAACAUCCACAAACUCAUGAAUGCCAAGCUCAAGGAUUCUGAGUAUGUGGUUUCAUGUGAUGCAGUCAACACCCUGCCUCCUGUCAUCUUCAACAUCAAUGGCAUCGACUAUCCACUGCCCCCUCAAGCCUACAUCAUCAAGAUUCAAAACUCCUGCCGUAGCAUCUUUCAAGGGGGCACAGAAGCUAGCUCUCGAGACACCUGGAUCCUGGGUGAUGUCUUCCUGAGGCAGUAUUUCUCAGUUUUUGAUCGAAAAAAUGAAAGGAUUGGCCUGGCUCCAGCAGUGUAA
Molecule: messenger RNA, 960 nt
Organism: Odocoileus virginianus texanus
Lineage: Eukaryota; Metazoa; Chordata; Mammalia; Artiodactyla; Cervidae
Source: RefSeq, a predicted model, not a curated record